CGCUGAUACAGAUCAUGUGGCUGGCAUGGCAUGAUUGAUAUGUAAAGAGGCUUGGUCUGGCGUCCCUUGACCUUUUUGAUGAACUCUUCAGUCAUUUCGCUUUUGGUCUUUGAUUCUCAUUUUCCUUCUCCCUUGCUGUGUUUGUGUUUCUGUGAACAGAAUAAUCGAGGUUAAGCAUUCGACGACUCGAAUCUCUCACCAUGUCGUCGUCACCGCCCCGUCUGGAGAAAGUAGGCAACACCGCCCAACUGAUCGUGAACGGCGAGCCGUUCUUGAUGCGGGCUGCAGAACUGCAAAACUCGUCAUUGACAUCCGCCGAGUUCAUGCGGACGGUGUGGCCGAAACUGACGGCCGCAAACAUCAACACGGCCCUGGGCUGUGUGACCUGGGAGCACAUUGAGCCCGAGGAAGGAAAGUUUGAUUUCGGCGAGUUGGACCAGAUCAUUGCCGAUGCGCAUGCUAAUGGUGUGCAUUUGGUCUUGUUGUGGUUUGGGUCGUUUAAAAAUGGUCUAUCAACAUACGUCCCUACAUGGGUCAAGCAAAAUCACCAGCGGUUUCCACGGGCCAAACUGCGCGUUGCCGGCGGAAAGCUCGAGACCGGGGACGUGCUGUCCAUCUUCCACAGCGAAGCCCAAAAAGCCGACGCAAAGGCAUUCACCGCACUAAUGAAACACUUAUCCCAAGUCGACCGUCACUCAACUGUCCUGAUGGUCCAAGUCGAGAACGAAAUCGGACUGCUCGGGGAUUCGCGAGACGGCAGCAACGCGGCCAACGAGCGAUUUGCGGCGUCUGUGCCGCAGAAGUUAGUUGACACCCUCAACAACGACUGGGAGUCGUUGCAUCCAACACUGAAAGCAAACCUUGCAACUUUCAAAUCUCUCAAGGCCAAACCAGGUUCAUCGUGGGAGGAGACGUUCGGCGCGAGCAAACAGACGGACGAACUAUUCAUGGCUUACCAUUACGCCCUGUACGUGGAGCAAGUGGCGUCAGCAGGCAAAGCAGCAUACCCACUACCACUGUACACGAACGUAUGGCAGAACUACGUGAGUGACACGGCGGACAACCCGUUUCCCACUGUGGCCGGCGGCGGCGGCGAGCCGGGAGACUAUCCAUCUGGAGGCGGCGUGGUGAACGUGAUAGACAUCUGGCAGUCGUUUGCGCCGUCACUGGAUCUCAUCGCGCCGGACAUCUACUUGAACGACUAUGCCGCCUCGUGCGCCUUUUACCGUCACCGCAACCAGCCGCUGUUCAUCCCCGAGCAACGCCGUGACGACUACGGCGCCAGGCGCAUCUGGCUUGCCUACGGCUCCUUUGGCGCGCUUGCCGCCUCCCCCUUUGGCAUCGAUACCCUGGACCCCGUCACGAAUCCGUACCGAAGACACUACGAGCUUCUGGCACAGGUCCAGCACCAUGUCUUGCAGGCUCAACGUCGCCCAGGGUCCAGUGUCGGCUUCUUCUUUGAUGAAUUGUCUGGCCCCAAAGACCCCUCUCCGCCCGUCCGGAAGAGGUUUGGUGAUUGGGACCUGCUCAUUGAGCGGUCGUUCGUCUUUGGUAAACCUUCCCCUGGAUACGGUAUGGUCAUUCAUUUGGGUAGUGAUCGCUUCCUCCUCAUCGGUCAGGGGUUCCAGGUCACUUUCGCCUCGGCUAAGCCCACCGCCACGUUUACGGGGAUCCUGUCCUUCCUGGAGAAGGAGGUUGUAAAUGUCAAGACUGGGCAGCUCAAGACUUUGCGCGAGUUGAACGGCGAUGAAACCCGAAGUGGCAAGUUCUGUAUCAUGCCUAGUGACGAUCCCGAUUAUGGCGAUUUUCCCAUCUGCGUCACCAUCCCCGCCAACACGCGCAUAGCCGAAGCUCGUCCUUACUGCUUGGAGGAAUAAAAGGAUGCAACCACAAGAAAAAUAAUCGCCCGGCUCAUCUUGGGCAUGGAGUGAGCUGAUUCAGCGGGAGCUAGUUCGCAAAAACGUAUAUGGUACACAGCACCGCAUUGGCAUGUCGAAGACUUUUCUUCCAUAGAACAUCCUCGCAAAACCGAGCAUGGUUUCGCUCGUGGUGCCCUUCAGGACAGGGCGCAGCCCAUGGCUGAGAAAAAAGAAUAGACCAUUAUAGACUGAUGAACUCACUGAUGACCAUGACUUUUCCAUGUGACAGCAUUAUGCUUUUGAAUGAAUCAAUAGUGUUGAGCGCCA
This is a messenger RNA of Exophiala dermatitidis NIH/UT8656, 2186 nucleotides long. RefSeq lists its product as uncharacterized. Gene Ontology annotation, molecular function: beta-galactosidase activity. Gene Ontology annotation, cellular component: beta-galactosidase complex. Gene Ontology annotation, biological process: carbohydrate metabolic process. The record is from RefSeq and is a predicted model, not a curated record. NCBI's taxonomy places the organism in Eukaryota, Fungi, Ascomycota, Eurotiomycetes, Chaetothyriales, Herpotrichiellaceae. The transcript has 2 exons. The coding region runs from base 201 to 1877 and encodes 558 amino acids.